This is a messenger RNA of Hymenoscyphus albidus, 938 nucleotides long. NCBI's taxonomy places the organism in Eukaryota, Fungi, Ascomycota, Leotiomycetes, Helotiales, Helotiaceae. The record is from the annotation of a GenBank genome assembly.
UUAUAACACGUGAUGCCAACAUAAGUUUCCAAAACCCCAACUUCAAAAGAACAUCAUUCACCCCAGGAUAUCGAGGCUCAUCUUCUCUUUAUUUUCCUUCCGUUCUUAAAUCUGUCUUCAAUCCUACAUACACCAAACCACAGGAUCUCACAAUCCAACUUACCAAAAUGGCACCAUCAAAAACCCCUAUCGGUAUCCGGAUGUCCGUCAUCUACACAAUCUAUUUCCUCUAUUUCGAAGCCCCAAUGGCCGCACUAGGGACAUAUCUCAUUGCCUUCGACCCAAUUAAAUUCCUUCAGGGAACAGUCCCAACGGCCGCUAUGAUUUUCGAUGAAACAUACAAGAUUGAACCGUUGACUAUGAUGAUGAUGACUAAUAUUGGGGCCUUGUACCUCUUGUUUGCCAUCUUUGAGGGUGCGGUUUUGAGAGUAACGAAGGAGAAGAUUGUUUGGAAGACUGUUUUGGCGGCUAUGGCUGUGUGUGAUAUUGGACAUUGUUAGUUUACCCCCGCUUCUUUUAAUAUUGUUCUUCUAGGCGAAUGGGAAAAGCUAACAUUUGCGACUUGGUAGUGUAUGCGGUCUAUGCUAUUGCUCCAGCUCAUGCAUUUCAGGUUUUGGCAUGGAACAGCUAUGAGUGGAUCAAUUACGGAACUCUAGUGAUGGGUCUUCUCCUGAGAGUCUCUUUCUUGUUGGGAAUUGGACGAAACUAAAAAUUGGGAUUCAGAGGCUGUAAGUUAGGAGUAGUGGCCAAAAUCUGUGGCAAAGGAAAGUCUUAUUGGUAGUUUGCUUUGGGUAUCAGGGAAAGGUUUUGGCGCUUCCACUGCGAAGAAGUGAGAAGAUAAGCGUGGUGGUUUGCGAUGUUCAUUAAAUGAAACUAGGUUUGUAGAAUAUGGAGCGUAGUGUUUUGGCUAUGUAAAGUAUAAUGAAGGUCUUAAAGAA